Messenger RNA from Colletotrichum chrysophilum, 498 nucleotides. RefSeq lists its product as uncharacterized. NCBI's taxonomy places the organism in Eukaryota, Fungi, Ascomycota, Sordariomycetes, Glomerellales, Glomerellaceae. Bases 1 to 498 code for a protein of 165 amino acids. The transcript is spliced from 2 exons. The record is from RefSeq and is a predicted model, not a curated record.
AUGUCCCCGCAACAGUUCGAAAGCCAGGCUCAAGCAGCCCGUGAGCUACAAUCCCAAAUCACCACCGCUGUCAGCCGGCUCAGUUUCCCCGGUGGACUUGGCGUCGGUAGUGCCGAGGUCGCCAAAGGCAUCAAUAAGAGCGUCGACGCCAGUGCCUUCGACAAGCACAACCAGUCGGGCAUCGUCGAGGUUCACGCUCACUUCGUUGCCACCAAAAGCGACGGGGCGAAGGCGUUUGAGCUGGAACCGAUGGGGUCAGAUGCUGAUAAUCCGCCGGUGGGCAAGACUCAAACGGCGCACUUCGGCUGGGAGAUAUACCUUGAAGGAAAGAGAGUUGCUGGACCGGGACAUGUCUUUUUCGCCCCGGGCGUCAUCUUGACAAACUAUCGGAACAACAAAAGAGACCAAACGGAGGAGCUGUCCCUCAAAUUGAGCACGAACGACGACAUCGGGACGGGCAAGAUGCAGAGCACCACGAAAUACUAUCGGCUUCAAUGA